Molecule: messenger RNA, 5634 nt
Organism: Loxodonta africana (African savanna elephant)
Lineage: Eukaryota; Metazoa; Chordata; Mammalia; Proboscidea; Elephantidae
Gene: BEST2
Product: bestrophin 2
Exons: 9
Coding region: 4070-5599 (509 amino acids)
Molecular function (GO): chloride channel activity
Source: RefSeq, a predicted model, not a curated record
UUCGAACCAGUUUGUUCUGGUUUGAACCUCUGCUGAGAAUUUGCAUUUCUGACAAGUUCCCUGCCGAGAAUUACCUUUCUAACAAGUUCCCAGGAGAUGCUAAUGCUGCUGGUUAGGGACCAAUUCUGAGAACCACUAGUAGAGCAGAGGUUCUCAGAAUGUAUUAUAUGUAAGAAUCACCUGGGGAUCUUGUAAAAAUGUAAAUUUUGAGUCAGUAUGUGUGGGGUGGAAAUGCAAAUCCUCAGCAGGUUCAGAGCCCUGGUUCACAAAACCAAAAAAACCAAACCCAUUGUCAUUGAGUCAGACCUACAGCGACGCUAUAGGACAGAGUAGAACUGCCCCAUAGGGUUUCCUAGGAGCAGCUGGUGAAUUUGAACUGCUGACCUGUUAGCAACUGUAGCUCACCAUAGCUCUUAACCACUGUGCCAGCAGGGCUCCCGUGGUUCACAACAGAGACCUAAUAAGUGUGUGUUGCAGCCAUUUGGGAAGGAGGGUGGUGGGUAAGAGAAUAUAGGGGUGUCCCUACCAGGACUGUGAAGCCUGAAGUGGAGGAGAGGGGGAUCUCCCCGGUUCCAUGGAGGUUCAAAGUGUGGGAACCGGGUGCCCCCUCAGCUGGCCCCAGGCUGGUAGAGAACGGAUUAGGUUGGCAGGGGGCCCAGUGCUGCCUGCUGUUUGGUUUGGGAAUUAGUGGGCGCCCUGGGCAGAGGCUGGGCUUGCCAGACUGGGGAUUAACAGUCUCCACCCCCUGCCAAUUUCUGCCUCCUGAGGUAGCAUUGCCCCUCCCACACAGUGCUGCAGCCGGGGGUUGGGGGGGUACUGACUAGGGGUGGGUUAGCAGAGGACUUGGGACAUGGCCCCUGAGUUCCAUUGUCCGUGGAGAGCUUUCUCACUGAGUGGCUACAGCACGUUUCCUGCCGUCUGAGAUUCAGUCCACUCAUCACUAACUAAAAUGAGGACGUUAAGAAGAGCCACUUCACAGAGCCAUGGCACAAGUCCUCCAAGACAGUGUGCACACUGGAAGGCAUCUGCCCUUUACCCCUCCCUUAUGCCACUGCCUCAGGAGCCCUAUGAUCCCCAAUUCAGAGACCCAGGACUGGGAAUGACCUUGGGCAGCUGCAAGUUCCAAGCUGAAGCUGGUUGUGAGGAGAGGACAGAAGUGGAUGUGAGGACACACAUGAAUCAGGAGGUGGUGGUGAGGUGUGCCAAGGUGUGUGUGCAAGGGGGACUCAGCCACGAGUCUAGCCAUGCCCCCCCUCCCCCACUUGACUGCUGGGUGUGCAAAAGCAGGUACGGGCACGUUGGGGUGAUGCAUGUUAACACUGAGGUACAACCUGGUCCAAAGACCCCAGACUCCUGGCCAAACUGCCUGGCUUCAAAUCCUGACUCUGCCACGAACAAGCUGUGUGUGUCCUCAGCCUGCUUCCCUACCUGGAGCAUCACCUUCAUAACCCUGCUUGUAGGGAUUCAAUGAGGUAGAAUAUGUAAUGCCUCUAGAACAACGCCAGGCAUGUACCAACCAAGAAGCGUUAUUAGUCACUGUUACUAAGUAUGUGUACUAGCCCAGGCAACCUGCCCCUGGGCCCGUGGGGGUUCAGCAGUCAGUGGGUAUGUGUUUGAGCUGGGGGCAGGUGUCGGGGGGGAGAUGAUGAGACAAGCGGGCUAGCUCAGUGAGUGUGAAAACGCUUUACAGGAGGCUGGUCAGAACAGAGCCCGUAAGCACACAGCCUGCCCCCUCCCCAGGUCUGGCAGCUGGUGGCCCUGCCCAGCACCAGCUGGGCCCCCUUUUAUGGGCCAUUCGGCAGCUGGACAGCGGAGGCACGGGUUCGAGGUGGCCGGCCUGGGUGGGUUCCUAAUUACCCCGGGCGGGGUGGACAUCUGCCAGGCUAGGAACGCAGUGUCCUGGCCUGCCAGGCCUCAGGGCGGGGCCGUGGAGACAUCCGCACUGCUAGCAAUUGGGCAGGCACAAGGGAUGCGGGAGCACCCACCUGAGGGCAUUCCUCCCUGGGCUGGCACCCUGAGCCCCUGGCCCCCCAAACCAGUCCGUGCAUUGGAGUAGGUGAGGCUGGGGAUGAGGAUGCUGUUUGUGCCAGGCUGGAGGUGCCUCCUUUGUAGGCCUGUGUGGAGGAGAAACAAGUGUCCCAUAUCCCUGUGGAACGUGAAGAUCAGGUUUUGGAUCCCUAAGCUUGUGUGUUCACGGCAAUGUUGAGCAUCUGAGAGCUAUGAGUGUUUAUGGGUGUGUGUGCACUCAUAGAACAGUGAAAGGAAACAUUGGGGAGGGGAUUGUCUUAUGUAUUGAUAUGCAAAUGCAGGUGAGUUUCCUGAUAGGGGGCUAUGGUCAUGAUCCCGCUCAGAGGUGAACUUCUCCAUCUGCCCUUCUGUGAGUGUGACCCAGGGGACCUCUAGGGCCCACUCUGACUUCGGGACUGUGUGCCACUGUCUUGAGGGGAAGUGUUAGUACAUCUGGUGUCGUUGUGCUGUGGAGAUCAGAAGAAUCACACGUUACUCUCUCAGUGUGAUGGUUUGUGGCUUUGUUGAGGGGAGGUGUUCUGGUGUCUGAGUGUGUAAUGCGCUUGGCUGGCUGUGUGACCUUGUGUGUGUCUUUGUGACAUGGUGUGAUCCUGAGGGAAUGCGAGGCCCCUCCUUUUGUCCCUGCCUGUGUUCUCAUAUCCUGUUUGGAGACUGUCAGUGUGCCUGAGAGCCUGGGGUAUUAGGAUACAUCUGCCUAUAUAUGUUGGGGAGAGGGGUAGAGCUGCGUAUUGGGUGUGUCAUGUGUGAACCUGGAAGUCUGUGACAGUGUGUACCACCAGCUGGGUCACUGUGGUUGUGUGAGACUAGGUUGAGGGAAGCUGAAUUUGUGAUUGUCUAUGGCAUGUUCGUGUGCAUCUUUGUGACAGCAUGAUGACUGUGGAGUGACCCACAGAGAGAGACUCUAGGAGUGGGAAGGAGACAGUCCCUGCCCCUCCGCCAGCUCCAAGAUCCCUGGCCCGACAGCAAGUGGGAGGGUGAUCAGCCAGGCAAUGGAGGGAAAGGCAGACUUCUCCCCCUGCCCCAGGUAACAAACUGACCAGCUUCUCCAAACAAAGUUCCAAGGCUGCAGCUGAAGGGGCGGGCCAGGGAGGGGCCGCCCCUGCCCACUUCCCAGCCCCGUCCAGCUCAGGGUCUGGCUCCAGCCCCACCCAACACUGAAGCCACCCGCCCAUCCUGUCCCUGUCCCUGUGUGUCCUUGCAUUCGCCACCCUCAACACAGGUGAGAAGGGCCCAGGCCUGGGGGGAAAGGGGCACCUUGGGAGCAGAUGGGCCUGCGGGCAGGAAUCCAUCUGGAGUCCUCAGAGUGGAAAGUAGAGAGUUUGGAAGGCCAGAGGGGAGCAAAGAGAGGGAGGGUCAAUGUGGAUUUGGGAAAAGAAGGGGGAAGGGCAGCACAGGCAGUUAAGUGAGAGGUGGAGAAAGCUAGAGCCGCCAAGUGCAGGAAAGGGGAAGAGGGGUCAGCCUGCGGUCAGCCUGCAGCAGUGGGACCGAGGGAUGGGGACAGAGGGUCAGCGCUGUAAAGAGAGUGCAGGGGUAGAGCAUGGGCCAGUACUGAGAGCUGGGGGAGUGGAACCAACCAGAGGGCCAGAGGUGGGGGCUAAGGGAUGGGAACUGGGGGGAGGGGGUCGGAGCCCUAAGCCUAAGUACUGAAGCACUGGGGCGCAGAAAGUGGAGGAGGCUAUAGAUGGCAUCCUGGGGAGGGGCAGGGGAUCAGGUAGAGGGCGCCGCCGCAGCGUCCGCGUGGACUCAUGGCGCUGAGGGAGGGCAGGGUCUCCCGUUGGGCGGUCCUGGGAAGGGGGCUGGGAGAAGCAGGCGCCAGGCUCUGGGACCAGGAGUCCAGGGAAGGCUUCUGAGAGGGGGCUGGAAACCGGGACUGCGGUGUAGGGCGGCCUGAGCAAGACUGGGAGGAAAAGUGAACCUGGACGGGCCGGAGGGGACGGUGCACUCAGUCCGCCCCGCACCUCCGCAGCCCCCAGUUUCUCAGCCCACAGGCCGGGGGCUGGCCCAGACCCCUCUCCUUAGGCCUGGUCCGCCCGACGCCGCGAUGACCGUCACGUACACAGCUCGCGUGGCAAACACGCGCUUUGGCGGCUUCUCGCAGCUCCUACUGCUGUGGCGCGGGAGCAUCUACAAGCUUCUGUGGCGCGAGCUGCUCUGCUUCCUGGGGCUCUACAUGGCGCUGAGCGCUGCCUACCGCUUUGUGCUGAGUGAAGAGCAGAAGCGCUACUUUGAGAAGCUCGUCAUUUACUGCGACCAGUACGCCAGCCUCAUCCCAGUUUCCUUCGUACUCGGCUUCUACGUGACGCUGGUGGUGCACCGCUGGUGGGACCAGUACCUCUGCAUGCCGCUGCCCGACGCGCUCAUGUGUAUGGUUGCGGGCACCGUCCACGGGCGCGAUGAGCGCGGUCGCCUCUACCGGCGUACGCUUAUGCGUUACGCAGGACUCUCCGCCGUGCUCAUCCUGCGCUCGGUCAGCACCGCCGUUUUCAAGCGCUUCCCCACCGUGGACCAUGUAGUAGAGGCUGGGUUUAUGACCCGCGAAGAGCGCAAAAAGUUCGAGAACCUCAACUCAUCCUACAACAAGUUCUGGGUGCCCUGCGUCUGGUUCUGCAAUCUGGCGGCUCAGGCCCGGCGCGAGGGCCGCAUCCGCGACAACAGCGCCCUCAAGCUACUGCUCGAGGAGCUGAAUACGUUCCGGGCCAAGUGCGGGAUGCUCUUUCACUACGAUUGGAUUAGCAUACCUCUUGUGUACACCCAGGUGGUGACCAUCGCAGUGUACAGCUACUUCCUGGCCUGCCUCAUCGGUCGCCAGUUCCUAGACCCAGCGCAAGGCUACAAAGGCCACGACUUGGACCUGUGCGUGCCCAUCUUCACUCUGCUGCAGUUCUUCUUCUAUGCCGGUUGGCUCAAGGUUGCGGAGCAGCUCAUCAACCCCUUCGGAGAAGACGAUGACGACUUUGAGACCAACUUUCUAAUCGACCGCAACUUCCAGGUGUCGAUGCUGGCCGUGGACGAGAUGUACGACGACCUGGCCAUGCUGGAGAAGGACCUGUACUGGGACGCGGCCGAAGCUCGCGCUCCCUACACGGCGGCCACCGCCUUCCUGCUGCAGCAGCCCUCCUUCCAGGGCUCCACCUUCGAUAUCACCCUGGCCAAAGAGGACAUGCAAUUCCAGCGACUAGACGGCGUGGACGGGCCGCUGGGGGAGACGCACGGAGACUUCCUGCAGCGCCUCCUGCCGGUGGCUGCGGGCACGGCCGGAGGCCUGCUGGGCCGGCGCCUGUCGAUGUUGCUUCGCAAGAACAGCGGCGUGUCGGAGGCGUCUAUAGUAGCCAGCUGCGCGUGCGCCACCGCCCCCGAUGGCGCGGCCCAGGACUGCAGCUGCGAGGACCCGCUGCUCGACCCAGGCCUGCGGGAGCCUGAGCCCGAGCUCCCCGCCGGUCCCGAGCUGCCUGUGCCCGCACCCGGGCCUGCCGCCGAACCCUUCACCUUGGUGCCCAUGCCUGGGCCCCGAGGGCCAGCGCCGCCCUGGCUGCCCAGCCCCAUUGGCGAGGAAGAGGAGAAUCUGGCCUGAGACCCUCCGACCUAGGAAGCCCAAGGGCAGAGGAC